Messenger RNA from Spea bombifrons (plains spadefoot toad), 870 nucleotides. It is a transcript of the gene METTL27, whose product is annotated as methyltransferase like 27. NCBI's taxonomy places the organism in Eukaryota, Metazoa, Chordata, Amphibia, Anura, Pelobatidae. Gene Ontology annotation, molecular function: S-adenosylmethionine-dependent methyltransferase activity. The coding region runs from base 105 to 818 and encodes 237 amino acids. The transcript is spliced from 6 exons. The record is from RefSeq and is a predicted model, not a curated record.
GCAUGCUGGGAAGUGCAGCCCUCAUAAACACGUCUCACAUCAGCUUGGGUGAUAUACAGCUCUUAAGACACAAAGGAAGAAGGUAAAAUCACACAGCCACUAAUAUGGAUGCCUCUAAGAGGGACAUACAACAAGUGCAAAAGACCAUUGCCUCAGCUCACAAAGACUGCAGUCUUACCCAAAAGAUGCAGUUCUACAACCACUGGGCCCAUGAUUAUGAAGAGGAUGUCUCUAUAUUGGACUAUAACGCGCCUCGUCUUGCUGCGGUAGCACUAGCCUCAAUGUACCCCUCGAAUCAUGAGGAAAAGCUGGUCCUGGAUAUAGCCUGUGGCACUGGACUUGUAGCCCAGGAGUUGCAGCGUUGCGGCUUUAAAUUGUUUCAUGGUGUGGAUGGUAGUGAGGGGAUGAUACAAGUUGCUGGCGGCAAAAAGCUAUACAAGGAGCUAAAGAAGUGCAUGCUGGGGCAUGAGCCACUACCUUCUCCCUCCGAUUAUUACGAUGCCGUAAUUAUAGUAGGGGCUCUGAGCGAUGGACAGGUUCCCUCAUUUGUGAUUCCAGAGCUCAUACGUGUGGCUAAACCAGGGGGCUUUGUUUGCCUUACUACCCGCUGUAACCCAUCCAACCUUCAUUACAAGGCCCAGCUAGAUCAGGAAUUGUCGGUGUUACAGAACAAAGGACUAUGGGAAUGUAUUACCGUACAAAACGUGGAAAAGUGGGAAAGAGCCAUUUCUGAACAUGAGGCCCAAAAGGAAUCUGACUAUAUCUCUGGCGUUAUAUAUCUCUACAAGAAAAGUGAAGCCUUCCCUUGUACGGAUUGAUGAGAGAGAUCAACGUUAUUCUUAAAAUAAAAAAUUUAUAUUUACAUGUUGU